Messenger RNA from Daphnia magna, 3297 nucleotides. RefSeq lists its product as uncharacterized. NCBI's taxonomy places the organism in Eukaryota, Metazoa, Arthropoda, Branchiopoda, Diplostraca, Daphniidae. The record is from RefSeq and is a predicted model, not a curated record.
AUGGAAAACGACUAUAUGAACGAAGACAACCCGCGUAAUCUCUUUGUACUUCGAACACCAGCGAAACGUACUCACACCACGCUGCUGAACCGAGCAAGGAAGAUGUUGAGCAGAAAUGCCUCCCAGCAAGAGUUUGCAGCAUUUAGAACUAGACUGAACCAGGCCCACGCUCGGCUAGUUAGCAUUCAUCAACGAUACGUCCAGCUCACCGAUCUCAGCGACACUGAACAACAUACCGCCGAACUUUACCUCCAAGCUAUCAACAAUCAACAGCUAACCUGCUUACGGACGAUCGCCGUCGCCAUGGCUAAUAGGUCCGAACGUCGUCGAUCAUGGAAUGUAUCGAACCACGACAAUGCUUCGGGAAAUCGAACCGAACCAAUUCCACCAAAUGUGACAGAAGACGUACAAAAUGCGCCGUUAAACAACACCGCUCCGAAUCAGAUAAACUACCAGAAAAAUCAGCAGCACGAUCCUACGUUGUUGCCAACGCACCUCGUUGAGAAUCAAGAUAACCAAAAUAUAGACACGAAUUCUAGCAAUGGCCAAACCAAUGAUCGAGGCAGUCCAACAUCAAACAAACCUGAAUCCGACCCAGCUGCAGCAAAGAAGCUAAAAUUUGAUUUGGAGUUUAAACUUCGUCAGAAGCAGUUGCAGAAAGAACGUGAAAUGAAGGACUUGGAACUUAAAUACGCACGUGAGCAAGAAGAUAUGCUACUCGAAAUCCAGCAUAUUCAGCAGAAAUCACAGCUGAGCGAUAGUCCUGUGUCCGACCAAGGUCCGCAGUUCGCUUCGACUCCCGUCCACCAGGUGUACACAACGCUGCCUCCGCCUCAAGGACCGGUGGUUUACACUGGACAGCCUCAACUCGCAUCGUCCCGCAAUUGGCCGAAACUUGUUGUUGCUAAGUUUGACGGCGACCCUCGUGGUUGCACCAAAUUUGCUCACGGAAUUAAAGCAACUCUUCGAGACACUAAUAUGCCAGAGUCUUUGAAAUUGUUGGCCCUACAAGAUAACCUGAAAGACGAAAUUCAGAAGCGUGUCGCUCACAUCUUCACCAGUACUCACUCAUUUCAAUCAGCAUGGGCUGUCCUCGAGAGUAAAUAUGGUAGCCCUGGUCUCAUCAUUCAAGCGCACAACCAGCACCUUCAGCAGUUGCCGCCUUUCAAGCACAGCGACUUCAAUGGGCUUUUCAACAUGGCCGUUGCAGUUCGUGAUGCCGUAUCAAGCGUCAACCAGGAUGACAUCGUUAUGUUUACAUCAGUCGUCACGUCGCUGUGUGCCAAGUUGCCCAUCCAUUUACAGUCGGAUUGGGGCAAACUGGCGUAUGGGUUGAAUAGAUUGCCAACUCAUCAAGAUUUCGACCAAUGGAUCGACACGGUCGUCGGUGCAGAGGAAUUACGCGGAAUAAAGCUGUCAGCAUCAAACACCAACAACAGCGGUAUUAAGCCUCCGGCGUAUCAAUACAACGCCAAUCGCCAAUCAAACAACCAGUCGCCAGGCAGCAGCAAUGAUGGUGGUCGCAAUCCAACAAUUCUAAACCAAUCCCUCCUAACAACUACCGACAUCGAAUGUCCAGCUUGCAAAGAAAAAGCAAAGCAUAGACUAGAACUUUGUAAUGUAUUCAUCCGAAUGCUCGUCAACGCUCGUGCGACCCUAUGCGCAACGAACAACCACUGCUUCAAAUGGCUUAUCCGAGGACACUUUAGCAGCAAAUGUCGGAGACAGAAUGCCUUUUGCACCGAAUGCAACGGACCCCAUCAUACCCUGCUCCACGGGGCCGAGCGACAAUUUCCGCCUUCUCAAGCCAACCAAGGUAACCAGUCCAUCAUUCUUAUGGUGCGUGCACCACAACCAAGUAUUCUCCAUGUCCUCCUAGCGAUAGUUCCAGUCGUGAUAGAAGCCAAUGGUUUGUCUUGCUUAACCUCUGCAGUUCUCGACCCAGGUAGUGAGGCCACCCUUAUCACGCGCUCGUUAGCUAAUCUGCUUCACCUUCAAGGGAUUUCCAUGUCAGUUCAAUUCGGUUCCUUCAGUAGCUCGGUGCUGAUCGAAUCCGAAAAGGUGUGUUUUAAAUUGAAAUCGAUCAACGGCACGCACACGACAGAAACUGCGAACGCUUUAGUAGUCCCGAAAAUUAAUUUGUCCUGUCAAAAAAUUAAUUGGCCCGAAAUUAAGCAUCGCUGGUCCCACUUGGCCAGUUUAGAGAUACCCCCAAUCAAUUCUGAUCAGGUCGAAUUAUUAAUCGGAAUGGAUUUAUCAACAACCCAUCAAACGAACCAAAAAAUUGGGCCCAUCGAGGGCGAAGAUGGGCCAGCAGCGCAUCACACGCGUUUCGGCUGGGCGGUGGCCGGAAAUAUCCCUCAAAACCUCGUUGUGGGACCCAGCAACAAGAACAAUGUCAACCUUCAGUCCACGUGCCUUUUACCAUCGCUUUCUAGUGUGGUUGAUCAAUUCCGCUCUCUUGAAACGUUCGGCAUAGUGCCCAAACCUAAUUCAACCAAAGCUCAAGACGACGAAGACCUUAAGAUGGUAGGCAUGCUUCACCGUUCGAUAACCUUUGUCAAUUGCGGCUUUCGGAUUGCGCUACCCCUUCGUCUUAAUUUCACGACGAUUCCGAAUAAUCGGAAUCAGGCCUUAUCUCGUUUUUACAGUAUCGAACACCGCCUCAUCCAACCUGAUAUGCGCGACAUUGCAAUUAAGUACUGGUGCGCCAUAGAGAAGUUGAUCGCGUCGGGAACAGCCGUUCACGUGAAUAAUUCAGACAUCAACGAACCUGCCGGCAAGGUUUGGUACUUACCGCAUUUCUUCGUCGUGAAUCACAACAAGCCGGACAAGAUUAGAGUGGUAUUCGACGCCGCUGCCCGCUUCAACGGCUUAUGUUACAACGAACUUCUAUUGCGGGGCCCACAUUCUAUUCCAAGCCUAGUAGGUGUCCUCCUUCGUGCAAGACAGUAUCGUUUCGCGCUCUCCGCAGACAUUGAAGCAUUCUACCACCGUAUAGGAGUUGAGAAGCAGGAUCAAUCUUUGCAGCGCUUCGUCUUUCGACCCUUUGGAAGCAGCGAACCCGUACGAACUUUUCAAUUCACGACGCUGAUUUUUGGCGCUGUUUAUUCGUCCUCUGCCGCGGUCCAAACCCUUCAAUACGCCGCCAAAAGCAAUAAUGCCUUUCCACAAGUGGCCGCUAAAAUGCGGGAUAACUUCUACUCUGAUAAUUUGGUUGACUCCUUCGAAACAGAAAACGAAACAGUCGAUUUUGCGAAAGCAGUUACUAAGACCCUCGAAGCAGGCGGAUUUUGA